Messenger RNA from Amyelois transitella, 1035 nucleotides. Its product is annotated as homeobox protein HMX3-like. The transcript has 3 exons. Lineage: Eukaryota; Metazoa; Arthropoda; Insecta; Lepidoptera; Pyralidae. Bases 1 to 1035 code for a protein of 344 amino acids. Gene Ontology annotation, cellular component: nucleus. Gene Ontology annotation, molecular function: DNA-binding transcription factor activity, RNA polymerase II-specific; RNA polymerase II transcription regulatory region sequence-specific DNA binding. Gene Ontology annotation, biological process: regulation of transcription by RNA polymerase II. The record is from RefSeq and is a predicted model, not a curated record.
AUGGAUUCACCUGUGUCAUCUCAAGACGACCGAGACAUCGAAGUGAACGUCGUUUCCGGGGCAAGCAGUCCAGACAUCACCUCUUCCCCGACCAGGAAGGACCAGAAGAGUCCCUUCUAUGAGCUGAAGAAGGAUAGAGAAGAAAAGGCGACGGGAAGCGCGCCGUAUACGAGUUUUUCGAUUAGUUCUAUAUUGAACCGAGCGGAGCCGAGAAGGGAUAAUGUGCUGGAGGCCGCGUUAGUGGCUAAUCAAUUCGGGAAUGCUAAUGAUGCUAUGCUGUCGAGGCUGGGCCUCAUCUCGCAAUGGAGCGCCCUGGCCGGCAGGUACGGAGGCCUGGUGCCUGCGCCCUGGUAUUGGCAGAGGCCUCACGAGAGGACCACCCCACCUAGAGAGGACUCCACGACCAACGAGGAGGGUUCCGCGGGAGGGUCCCCCCGCCCACGCUCCCCCCCGCGAGCGCAGACCCCGCCGUCGCCCUCCCGCUCCUCCCCGCGCUCCCCCCGCCUCCACCCCGCCUUGUACCCCCAACAACAAGACCCCCAGGACUCCGACCCGGACGUCGACGAAAGCGACGACUUCGAUAAAGACGAAAAACGGGACCCCAACGCGAGUUUAGGCAAACGAAAGAAAAAAACCAGAACCGUUUUUUCCCGCUCACAAGUUUUCCAACUGGAAUCCACCUUCGACAUGAAGCGGUACCUCAGUAGCUCCGAACGCGCCGGCCUGGCCGCUAGUCUGCAUUUAACUGAAACGCAAGUCAAAAUUUGGUUUCAGAACAGACGCAAUAAAUGGAAGAGACAGUUGGCGGCGGAGCUGGAGGCGGCUAAUAUGGCGCACGCCGCCCAACGGUUGGUGCGCGUCCCGAUUUUGUACCACGAAUCUAGACCGACUUCAAUGCCGCAUACGCCUUUGCCAAUGCAUCCUCAAUUUUCGAACGAACCGGGGGUGUACUUCCCCCCUCAAGCGCCACAGCAGCUGCAGCCGCUGCCGUCGUCGCCAGUAACGUCUAGAGCACCGCUUUCAAGCUUAGUGUAG